CAUGGCGACAAAACGUGCGCCGUCGUGCCAGAGUUAUGGGUAUAUUGGUUAAGGAAAACGGAUUAGGCAGCAACGCAGUACGAUGGCAAGCCCCUUUGUUUCAUUUCCUGCUGACCCAGGAAGUGAAAAGAAUUAAUGUCCACUUACCAGCGAGGGCACAACAUUGGCCCCAAAGCCAUCCACUAUGGACGUGUUCCCAAUGACUAAUGACAUAAGCUGGAGCCCUUGAUCCUUGGACUACACAGAUAAGGCGAUCCGAAGGUCUUGGACUUCAAGCUUGAAUGACACCCUUACAGACCCCAAAUCCACCGACAGCGGCCGUCUUGCAAUGCCAGCGCGCCUACAAUACCACGGAUUCCGAGGAUCACUAAUGGAGACGAACGAGAUGCCGAACCGCGAUGCAAUGCGGUUUAACGACUAGCGACCAAAUGGGCGGUGGAUAUGUCUUUGAGAUAGGAGUCGUGUUCGAAUGAUGCAGGGUCGAAGAGGUGGGCUUUAGAGGUACAACGGCAUCGGAAGAGAUAACCAUUACAGCAUGACGAUGACGAUUCGCCCUCCAGACAUUGAAAACAGAACUAGAAGCUAGGCUUUCUACAAGCGUAGAAUGGCGCAAACAGUAAUUUCCUUGGCCAAAUUGGACUGAGGUCAACUCACCGAGA
Cantharellus anzutake is the source of this 659-nucleotide messenger RNA. RefSeq lists its product as uncharacterized. Lineage: Eukaryota; Fungi; Basidiomycota; Agaricomycetes; Cantharellales; Hydnaceae. The coding region runs from base 36 to 203 and encodes 55 amino acids. The record is from RefSeq and is a predicted model, not a curated record. The transcript has a single exon.